Messenger RNA from Chaetomium strumarium, 1360 nucleotides. RefSeq lists its product as uncharacterized. Lineage: Eukaryota; Fungi; Ascomycota; Sordariomycetes; Sordariales; Chaetomiaceae. Bases 272 to 1360 code for a protein of 362 amino acids. The transcript has 4 exons. The record is from RefSeq and is a predicted model, not a curated record.
AAUCCGUGCCAUUCUCAUCCGUCUGACCGUGACAACAGUGGCAUCCGCAGCUCGCCUACCUUACUCAUCUCCACAAUCUCGAUCUUACAUAUCUGCUUAAUAAAGCCUUCAACGACACCGUACACCAUAGUAUGGAUAACUGGGACCUCAAGGCUUACUUCCCGCAUUCGUCGGAUAAAUCGGCCCAAGUGAAGGAGUGCUUGGGGCGAUUCGACUUUGGCGCACUCCGUUCGUAUGCAUCCAAACUCCCAGCGCGGCAUGGACUGCACACAUGUCCAAAAAUUACGUGACACACGGGUGGAAAUACGUCGUGCGCGUAUUGCGGUUCAGUGAUUGCAAGACGCAAUGGGCAGUUCGAGUUCCGGUGCAGAAGCCCAGGCGGACUGCGGCGGAAUGGCUGCACAGCAAAGUCGCAGCGAUGAUGCUGGUGCGCGAGCGGACGCGCGUACCAGUGCCGAGGGUGUUCGGGUACCGCGCCGACGGCGACGGCGACGGCGACGGCGUCGACAAUCCCUUGGGCGCCGCCUUCAUGUUGACCGAGUUCUUGCCAUACAAUGCGAUUGUGGCUAUGGACCCUCGACGGCGGCCGGGAUGCUCACGGUCUCACCGCGGGUGCAUCCCACCCGAGCGACGACGCCACUUCCUCAGUCAAGUGGCCGAAAUUCAGGUGCAGCUGACGUCGCUGCGUUUCCCCAAGAUCGGCGUCAUUGUACGAAACGCUUCGGAUGGGACGUACGGCAUCGGGCCAUUCCCAGACAUUGGCGGCCCAUUCGACACAGCCUCACAGUACUUCGAAGCGUGGGCGCGGCACGCCAAGUAUACGUUUCCCGAGGAGGUCGUCAGGAAGGUGGUGGGCCGAGGGCCGGUCGAGGAGGUCCUGAAGCCAAUACAGGACUUCCCAUCCGCCGUGGGACGUUUGGCAGCCCGAUUGUCGUCAUCAAACUCCGGGCCUUUCCCCCUCACGCACCCAGACCUGCUCCACACACAUAUCCUUGUCGACAAGGAGUACAAUGUGAUGGUGCCCGCCGUCAUGGAUUCUCCUCUCAAUUUCGACAACAACGGCCAGCCGUUGGAUGCAGAAACGAGAGAAUGCUGGGAAGAGAGGAGGGCUUACGUGGAGAUGGUAGCGCGAGCGGAGAUGGACGAGGGCGCCGACUCGAAACUGUCCCAGACUCUAGCGGACGCAAGGGCGCAGGAUUUAGCGUACGCCCUCCGAUCGAGAUACGAACGUACCUCGUACCUGGAAAGAUGGCGAGGACGGGAGCGGCUUGACGUUGAGCGUGCUCUUGACACCAAACCCAAGAACGUAAUUAGUACCACUGAGGUCUCCGCCAAGUUCUUUGGCAAGUUCGCCCUAUAA